CGACUUUAGAAGAAGAAACCAGUUAUAAUACAUAAUGGAUCUGGAAGAAGAAAACAAUUUCACUGAUGAUGAGAUCAGAUAUGAAUUAUCAAAACUAGGCUACAACAAUGUGCCAGAUCAAAGGCUGAAAGAGUUCAAGAAAGAUCUUAAAGUGCUGAUAAGACAUGAGUACAGUAAAGAAAGUUCACAGAACAACAGCAUGUCAUCUCACCCUCCACCAGACACAUCUACUUCAAUCGGUGGUUUCCCACACAGCUAUAAUAGGAGUCCUUUAGAAGAAUCACAACAGAGAUCUACUACACAAGAUUCCUGGAGGAUACCAAAUCACCAAGGCGGUAAGGAGAACAGGUAUGACAUUGGCAUUGACCCUAUUCUGAGGAAACCUCUUGGUCCAGCCCCUAAACAGAUUGGUGGGAAUUUUUCCAUGUAUGACUCAACAACAGACACGUCACAACACCAGCACAGAGAUGAUGUAUCAGACACUGACACAGAGCGCAGAAUGGUCAAACGUAAAGUAUUAAGGAAAAAAGAUGAUGGUUCUAAAGUGAUAGAUGAGUCCAUGAGUGAUAUAGGAAGUAUACUUGACCUCGAUGAGAGACUAAGGGAUCUUGGCAUUGACGAUGAACGAACAUCUCGAAGGCCUCAGUCCUCCAGAGAAGUGCCUCCCUACAGACUGGCACCGGAUGACCAGCGCCCUGCCUCAGUUAUUCUAAGAUCAGCAAAACAUCCUCACACUAAGAAUCUUCGUAAGUCGGAUCCUGUGGCACGAUUUCAGCAGUUCCAACAAAGUUGGUCACAGCAGAAGGCUCCAGGUGAAAAGGUCCACAAAAAUCUGCGCUGGAACAUCCGAGAACACAUGCUGAAUCAGGACCAAGUGUUAGAGAAGAAGUCGCAAAGAGUGUUCGUGCCCAACAAAUAUGUGGUACCAACAGACAAGAAGAGGCGAGAUCUGAGAUGGCAGAUACGUAUGGACAUUGCUCAAGGGCAGAUGCCACCUCAUGGCUUUUAUCAUGAAUACUGAUGACUAAUAAGUGUUUUAUGUCUGCAUUGCUCACCUUGUAAGUCUGAUCUUGUGAUCAUACAGCUAGAAAUAUCCUGCUGUGGACUCAGACAAGUGACUGAUCUUGUAUCAGUAUCAACCCGGCAGCUCUAUCACUUGCUCAGUGUUUUCAAGUCUGACAUCUGAGCAUUACAAUGUUGUUGUCCUUUGUGACAUUGUUAGAUGUGAGAUGUUGGUCCUCUGUGACACCUUUGGGUGUGAAACAUCAGUGUAUUCUGAAGGGUAGUUAGAUCUGAGCUGAACAACAUUGACCUUGAUGACAUCUUUUAAUGUGACACAUCAGUGUAUUCUGUAGGGCAGUUAGAUCUGAGCUGAACAUUUGUCCUCGAUGACAUAUUUGGAUGUGAAGUAUCAUUGCAUUCUGUAGGGUAGUUAGAUCUGAGCUGAACAACAUUUGUCCUCGAUGACAUAUUUGGAUGUGAAGUAUCAGUGUAUUCUGUAGGGUAGUUAGACCCGAGCUGAACAACAUUGUCCUUGGUGACUUUGUUGAAUGCAAGCCUUUGGUGUUUUCUAUCAUCCUCUGUGAUAAUGUUGUUCAUGUUGGUGUAUUCUGCAGGACUAAUCAUGACUUUGCUGAAAUACGCUAGGGUUUUAUUGCAACAAAACUAUAGAAAUAAUUCUACAUUCUGUUUAUUGACUUUGCUGAAAUAUGCUAGGGUUUUAUUGCAACAAAACUAUAGAAAUAAUUGUACAAUCUGUAUAUUGCACAGAUUUCAUUGGUAUGUUUGUGUUUAUCUAAACUUUUUCAUUAUGACUGUAUUAACCAGCAGUUUGUUCAGCAGUUGUAAGAUGAAGAAUUCUUUAUUUGAUAAUAUCUAACAAAACUUUUGUAUAAAUUUAUAAUGAAUGCAAAAUAAUCUGGAUUCUCAGCAUCUACGUUUAAAGAAAGUGUUGGAAUACGACACAGUAAAGUGUGUUAAAAUGUUUGUUUUAUAGUCAUAGUGCUAACAUUACAGAAAGGCACAUCCAUUAAUACAUUUGUCUCAAGAUCUUCACACAAAAAGUUUUCUUGAUGUAAAGAAUACUGGUUAUGUAAAGAUCACAUCAAUUAAUACGUUUGUCCCGAGAUCUUCACAGCAAAAGUUUUCUUGACUUAAGGAAUGCUGGUCAUGUAAAUAUUUGUAUUUUACUAGAAAGAUUUUAUUAAUAGAAAUCAUGUUCGAAGGAUUGGUUUACAUUGAAAAGCUUUCAUGUCUGUCUUCUGCUGCUUUUACUUGUGAAUAUAAACGUAAUUUAUUUGUAAAGUAACGUACCAAAAAUAUUCAUGUAUAUAUGUCUAAUGAAAAAUAAAACAACGUAGAAAGA
This is a messenger RNA of Ylistrum balloti, 2365 nucleotides long. RefSeq names its product centriolar and ciliogenesis-associated protein HYLS1-like. Bases 35 to 1021 code for a protein of 328 amino acids. The transcript is spliced from 9 exons. Gene Ontology annotation, cellular component: non-motile cilium; centriole. Lineage: Eukaryota; Metazoa; Mollusca; Bivalvia; Pectinida; Pectinidae. Gene Ontology annotation, biological process: cilium assembly. The record is from RefSeq and is a predicted model, not a curated record.